GUCAGGAUCGCAGCGAAGCCACUUUGAUAAAGAGGUUCAAAGGCGACGGUGUCCGGUACAAAGCCAAGCUGAUCGGGAUAGAUGAGGUUUCUGCUGCCCGAGGGGACAAGUUAUGCCAGGACUCCAUGAUGAAGCUCAAGGGAGUUGUUGCUGCGGCUCGAUCGAAAGGAGAACAUAAACAAAAAGUCUUCUUAACAGUUUCCUUUGGGGGAAUCAAAAUCUUCGAUGAAAAGACAGGGCUACUCCAGCAUCACCACGCAGUUCAUGAAAUUUCCUACAUCGCAAAGGAUAUCACCGACCACCGAGCGUUUGGAUAUGUGUGUGGAAAGGAGGGAAAUCAUAGAUUUGUGGCAAUAAAAACAGCCCAGGCAGCUGAGCCUGUAAUCCUGGACUUGCGAGACCUGUUUCAGCUCAUCUACGAACUGAAACAGAGGGAAGAAAUGGAAAAAAAGGCACAAAAGGACAAACAGUGUGAGCAGGCGGUAUACCAGGUUCCUACCAGCCAAAAGAAGGAAGGUGUUUAUGAUGUGCCAAAAAGUCAACCUGUAAGUCUGGAGAAUGGAAACUUAUUGCUGGACAUUGAUGAAAAUCUUGUUUCAGUCACUCAGGCUGUUACCCAACUAGAGCUUUUUGGGGACAUGUCCACUCCUCCUGAUGUAACCUCUCCCCCAACUCCUGCUACUCCAGGUGAUGCCUUUAUCCCAUCUUCAUCCCAGUCACUUCCUGCUGGUACAGACAUGUUUGGUUCUGUACCUUUCAGCACUGCUGCCGUACCCUCAGGUUAUGUUGCCAUGGGAGCUGUCCUGCCCUCCUUCUGGGGCCAGCAGCCCCUCGUUCAGCAGCAGCUGGCCAUGGGUGCSCAGCCUCCAGUCGCUCAGGUGAUGCAGGGAGGGCAGCCCAUCGCGUGGGGCCAGCCCGGGAUCUUUCCUCCCACCCAGCAGCCGUGGCCGUCCGUGGCUGGCCAGUUCCAGCCCRCUGCCUUCAUGCCGACACAAACUGUUUUGCCUUUACAAGCAGCCAUGUUUCAAGGUACCAUUGCUCCCAUAGCCACCGUCCCGCCCACGAGCGAUUCCAACAGGUCGAGUCCGCAGACAGACAGGCCCAGGCAGAAAAUGGGAAAAGAAAUGUUUAAAGAUUUCCAGAUGGCUCAGCCUCCACCAGUGCCAUCAAGAAAACCAGAUCAGCCUUCCCUCAGUUGUACCUCAGAGGCCUUCUCAAGUUACUUUAACAAAGUUGGGAUGGCACAGGAAGCAGAUGAUUGUGAUGACUUUGACAUCUCUCAGUUAAAUUUGACUCCUGUGACUUCCACGACACCAUCUACAAAUUCACCUCCAACCCCUGCACCCAGACAGAGUUCUCCAUCAAAAUCAUCAGCAUCUCAUACGAGYGACCCUGCUGCAGACGACCUCUUCGAAGAGGGGUUCGAAAGCCCAAGCAAAAGUGAGGAGCCAGAGGCUCCUGAUGGGUCUCAGGCCUCCUCCAACAGUGAUCCCUUUGGUGAGCCAACUGGUGAUACUAUAAGUCCACAGGUCGGUAGCUAGAUAGCACAGGUUGGGGAAGCAGAACCUCUCUACGCGCAGAUUAACAGACCUAAGAAAUAGCAUUGUUACAGGCUUGUGGUGCUCCAAGACUCAAACGAAACCCAACAACCUGGCAGGCCUUUGGCUUUCAAGCUUUUUUCCGAUUGAUUUUGUCUGACAAGGAGAGAGAUUGCCCUCCUGGACUGGCUCUACGAGUGUUCCCGAUGUGGUUUUUUUUGGCAACCAAUGGCAGAUUCCUAUGGCAGCACAAAAAAAAAACUCUCCCCGCUUCUCAUUCCACGAGUGCAGCCCCAUCCCCACAAGCGGUGGGUAUCCAGACUAGGAAAUCUUACUCCUCGGUGUUCUUUUAAACAUUUGUUACCUUCUGUGUGCCACCUAUAAAUAACAAGCAUCUGAAAUCGAUUGGGUAUUAGACAUUUUUUUCUCUCUUUU
Molecule: messenger RNA, 1973 nt
Organism: Malurus melanocephalus (red-backed fairy wren)
Lineage: Eukaryota; Metazoa; Chordata; Aves; Passeriformes; Maluridae
Gene: DAB1
Product: DAB adaptor protein 1
Exons: 12
Biological process (GO): lateral motor column neuron migration; ventral spinal cord development
Source: RefSeq, a predicted model, not a curated record